UUUUGAAUCAACAAGCAACCCCUGCCCUGACUGAAGCAGAAACGGCGAUAAAGAUAGACAGUAAACCCUAAAAAGAAAGAAAGAAAGAAAGAAAAGAUGGGAGGCAAAGGGAAGAAGAGAAGAGAAAAGAACUACAAAGAAGCACAUGGAGUGGGCAAGAACAGGUUACCUCCGCCCCCGGUUCGUUCAUCUCUCGAUGUUAUUCCCUCCAAGCUUCGCAAACUCAUGUCAUAUACCUCAGGCUCUGGAAAGUUAUCAGUCGACGACGCUCAAGAGAAUAAAGGCCCUGCUGCCUCAGAUGUUGCAAAACUAUUACUUGAUAGUAAUAAUAAACUUUCUACAAAGAAAAAACCUGAUUCUGUUUCUUCUGAGUCCAAGAUUGAAGAUACUUAUGAAAUAGAUAACUUUUCUACUGAAAAGAAAAAGAAGAAAAGGAAAAGGAAGCAGGUAGACGAUCUUCGGUUUGUGGCUGAACUAGGUGCAGUUGGUUCAAAAAGGAAGGAACGAAAGAAAAAACUUCUAGAAGAAAGGAAAAAGAAACACAAGAAGGCGAAGCAAGAAGAUGAUCUUAACUUUCCGGGUCGUGAAGAGAUCAAAUUUGGAGAAGUUGUUCAAGCUCCACCAAAAUUGGUCAAUGUUCCCAAGCGAUUUGGGUCUUCAGUAAACGCGUCCCAAGAGAGGAUACGGUUGAGAACAAUUGAAGCUUAUAGGGAUCAGAAGAAAUGGGCUUCCAGGCCUGGACUUCAUCUCCCUACAACAGACUUAACACACCACAACAACGUUGUAUUACCAGUUGAAAAAUGACCAUGAGACGAAUUGCAGAUCAUUUUGCUCUCAUAUUUUUUCAAGUAAGAACACCCUGAAUCUGCAUUUUGGUGUAUUCGUUGAAGCAGAGGAUACAUUUUUAAUUAGAAUUACUUAAUGUUAGUUACAUGUCUUGUUUACACAGUUUAAUAGUUUGAUUUUUGAAAGUGAAAUCUUGGAAGUGCAGUUGCUUUAAAUUACUAAUGAACUUGUAAGAAUUUGGCUAAGUUUUCAAAUUAUAAUGCGAAUUCAUCUUGCUA
Messenger RNA from Helianthus annuus (common sunflower), 1064 nucleotides. RefSeq lists its product as uncharacterized. The record is from RefSeq and is a predicted model, not a curated record. NCBI's taxonomy places the organism in Eukaryota, Viridiplantae, Streptophyta, Magnoliopsida, Asterales, Asteraceae. Bases 97 to 804 code for a protein of 235 amino acids. The transcript has 5 exons.